AUGGGGAUGGAAGCCCCCAAGGCCCCCAAGAAACCCACCAGCAGCCGAGGCCUCUUCAACACCAACAUGGGACCUCUGCAGCGCCAGCUCCGCCUGGGCGAGUACAACCUGCUCAAGUGUGCUGCCAUGUUUGAGAGCGACUUCGUCCAGGUCAGCAAACAAGGUGGCAUUCUCGACGUGCACAAUCAGGUGCAGCAGGUACGUGUCGCCAUUGCCGCGACCAGCCCGGGACUCCCGGUGCCCGACGUGCUCCUACUGGCCCGGCCGGUCCUCCUCCCUCAACAGCUGCCACCCAACCCGCAGCACAGGUAUCGUCCCCGUGCUCGGAAUCGGAAGUUUGAGCUCACCAGGCUCCUUCCGCUGUGCUUCGUCAAGAUCACCAUCCAUGACCAGGAGAAGAAGCAGCUGCGAUUCAAGAUGGUGACGGGCCGCACCUUCUACCUCCAACUUUGCCCCCCAGCAGACAACCAGAAGGACAACUUUGACUUGUGGGUCAAGGUCGUCCAUCUCCUUCGGCCCCCCUCGGACAUUCACCAGGAUAAGUGGCGCCAAGACCCGUGGAAGUCUGAGGAUUUAGCCCCCCAAGCAACCGCCAGUUCUGCCACCCAGGCCUCAGAGGAGAGGGAGAUCUCGAUCGCAGAAGUGAUGAGCACCCUUCAGGAGGAGAUCCUGGAAAGUCCCACCAACACCCUGGACUUCAUGGACACUCCCAGCAUCUCCACCAGCCCCGCCCCGACCUUGGUGGCCCUCCAAGAGAGGCUGGAGACCCCUUUCCCUCCACUGGAGGUCCACAGCUCCAUGGAGGAGCCCUGGAGGGUUCCCCUGGAGAGGAAGGAGAGCCCCUUGGCCCUGUCGCCCGUCAGCAGAUUCAAGACCGGAGAUGCUCACAAGGAGACCAAGGAGGUGGUCCAUGGGGCAGGAGGUCAAAGAAAAAGCAAAAGCCGCAGCAAGUCGAGUCGAUCUCGCCGAAGCCAUUCGUCCAAGCAAGUGGUGCGCCAGGCUUCCCGAAAGAUCUCCUCCUUCAUGGGCUCCUUGUCGGGGAGCGGCCAGAAAGCGCCCAAGAGUUCUCGCAGCAGCCGGAAGCCCUCGACAAGCAAAGAAAGGAAGCGCUGA
Messenger RNA from Pseudonaja textilis, 1113 nucleotides. RefSeq lists its product as uncharacterized. NCBI's taxonomy places the organism in Eukaryota, Metazoa, Chordata, Lepidosauria, Squamata, Elapidae. The record is from RefSeq and is a predicted model, not a curated record. Gene Ontology annotation, cellular component: nucleus.